Molecule: messenger RNA, 2840 nt
Organism: Nylanderia fulva
Lineage: Eukaryota; Metazoa; Arthropoda; Insecta; Hymenoptera; Formicidae
Gene: Ypel
Product: Yippee-like
Source: RefSeq, a predicted model, not a curated record
AGUCUCUCUCGAGUCUCUCUUUCUCUCUCGAACCCUCUCUCUCUUCUCCUCUCGCGGAGAGAAGGAGAUCUCGCGUCCUCGGGCUCUUGAUAAAAGGAUUCAAGAGGAUAGCGGAGCAAGCAAAGAGCGAAGUGUGUCCCCGCUCGCUUGGAUACGCCACCAUGGUGAAAACUUUUCAAGCGUACCUACCUUCCUGUCACCGCACUUACUCGUGCAUUCACUGCCGUGCUCAUCUCGCCAAUCACGACGAACUCAUCUCUAAGUCCUUCCAGGGCAGUCAAGGUCGUGCCUAUCUCUUUAAUUCUGUGGUGAACGUAGGUUGCGGACCUGCGGAGGAGCGAGUUCUGUUAACUGGGUUGCAUGCAGUCGCUGAUAUCUACUGCGAAUGUUGCAAAACCACGUUAGGAUGGAAAUAUGAGCAUGCGUUCGAAUCAAGUCAAAAGUAUAAGGAAGGAAAGUUUAUAAUCGAACUUGCCCACAUGAUCAAGGAAAAUGGAUGGGAAUGAAGAACGGAGGGGAAUAGAGAGAGACAAGUUCUCCGUGCCUCCCGUCAAACUUUUCCUGAUAUAAUGCCUACAACGUUGUCUAAUUGCAAUGUGCGGCCCCUCUCUAUUCGAACCACCAACGAAAGUCUGUGAUUUCAUUUGUGAUUUAUAAUCUUAGUAAUCUUCGUUUCGGACGAUUCAACAAACAUCGGUUUGCUUCUCUGAUCAAAUCGAGCAAGCGAAGAAAGGCGAUCGCAGCGAUUCCGGUAUACGCCGGUGUGGACACACAUUUCACCAAGUAUUGUAAAGAAAUUAUUUUUCGAUGGAAAAAACAAAACAAAACAGUAGAGAUAUAAAAUAAGAAGAUAAUGGUCGAGUAAAUGGUGGAAUAUAUAUGAUGAAUGAAAAGGUGCCAUGGUGGAGAUAAGGAAGCGAGAUCGAAGUUCGGUACGAACUGUGGGGUGCCCCUCCUCUUCCUAAUUUUGAUCCAUUAUCUUUGUAGACAUUGCGUGGCGCAAUAGUGUGCAUGUCGACACUGAAUGUUGAAAAAAAAAUUAAACGCGCGGGGCACCCCGACAAUCAGUUUUAUCCGUUUCAAGCACCGGAACAGCGCAAGUGCCACAGACUUUGCCGGACUGAUUGCCUGCCUGCCGCGUCUGUCAUUGGAAUUUCACUGCCGAUAUUCCUAAUAUUAAUUAAGGAUACUACGUUGUAUUUAGAAACGGCGUAGUAGUAGUCCUAGAAUUUAGUGUACAUUAUAUAGAAUACUAAAGCCUAUAUUACAUUAUUAUAGGACCUCGUGGAUAGAGAAAAUAGGAGUAAAUAAGAAUAAUGGAGGCAAAGAAGAGCAGAGGAGAGAGAGAGAAAGAGAGAGAAGGAAAGAAUUUGAGUGCAUGAAUGAGAGAAGAAGCGAGGGAGGGGGAUAAUAUGGAAGAAGUCUGGCCGAGUUUUGUGUCACGUGUACAUGUUUGAUUUUAUGUUCGUCAUGCCUGCCAAACUGUCUGUUUAUCUGCCAGUUGCCACUGUUAUUACAGUAGUAUCAUGUUGUAAUAUGUUUAUCUUCUUCAUCGGCUGAGUAGGAUUGUGGUGCGAUUGAAUUUUUUGUUGUGGAACUUUGAAAAAUCAUGUAUGAAUGUGUGUGUGUAUGUGUGUGUGUGUGUGCGUGCACGUGGCGCGCUUUCCUAUAUGCACGUAAUACAAUAUUAUAUCUGAAAUAUAGAGGAAAGGAUGAUUGUUCGUUUCCUUUAAAAUAUCGAUCUCGUUCGUAAAUAUUUUAUAAGAUCCAACUAUGUAUUUACGAGAUUGCUAGUAAUGACGGUCCCGCGUAAAAAAAAAGUCACCGAGAAUUAAACCUAUAUUGAUCACUAAGUACAGAUAAACGUCCGCGAUCGAAUAUCCAUAAACUUUCUUAUAUUACAUUUAAAUGCAUUUUUAUGCAUUUUCAUGCAAUGUAUAAUUUUUUCCAUAAAAGAAAUUUUCCUUCGAAAUAUUAUUACAUCGGACUGAUUAUAACCGAAUAAUCUAUCAUUUUCGCUAUAUAUAUAUAUAUAUUCCUUAACGAGUUCUUCCGUUGCUAUCUUCUUGUUAUGAUUAUCGAAAUAAAAGUUGAUAAAAAAUUCAAAUUUAUCAGCAAUUAUUAUGAUAUAUUUAAUGGCAUUUGCACUUAUAUUAUUAGUGAAAAUCGGAUAAAUACAUCUCUUUCCUCUCUUUCUUUCUUUCUCUUUCUCUCUGUGCAUGAUACUUAAUAACGAUUAAACUAAAGACUCGUGUAAAUUGUUGCGUUUAAUCGACUUUCGAAUAGAAAAUUGUUUCUCUUUCACAUGCGUGUUAUAUUAUUAACAGGAAGAUAGCGUUAUUGCGUUUAUCCGUUUAAGUGAUAAUCCGUUUAUAUUGUACGAACUUACUUUGUACGAUAUAUAUACAUAUAUUAUAUAUAUCAAUGCUCCUCGUUUUCCGCACUGUUUUCCACAAAAUAUCACGCGUAGACAAGACAUACGUUUAUCUCUCAAGUGCAUCCAUGUGAAAGUGCAGUGUAUAUUCAUGCGUAUGUAUAGAAAAGAUAUGUCUGUCCGCCUACCUGUUUGACAGAUUGACACCGAUUGACUGGCAGAAUGAAUGGGAUGAAUGAAUGAACGAAUGUGUCGGCCUAAAUAUUCACGCUGUCACUCAAAGAGUACUUUUUAUAUUAAUGUGCUGAUAUCUCCUUAUCCGCACUCACCUCUUUUCAGAAACCUUGUUGAAAUGUACCUAUAUCGACACUAAUUCCGUAGUCUUCUCAGCCUCCACCAACUUCCACCAUCACAGGAUUUUGCUUUGUAAAACGUGUUCUUAAUAAAAUUUAAAAAAAACAAUCCA